Molecule: messenger RNA, 1207 nt
Organism: Camellia sinensis
Lineage: Eukaryota; Viridiplantae; Streptophyta; Magnoliopsida; Ericales; Theaceae
Gene: CCS
Product: copper chaperone for SOD1
Biological process (GO): superoxide metabolic process
Molecular function (GO): copper ion binding
Source: RefSeq, a predicted model, not a curated record
UCUAGAAGAAGGGAGAGAAGUCGGGAGUUAAAAUGGCAUUUCUCAUGUCAGUGGCAGCUGCGACCACAAUUGCCGUUGCAGCGACAGCUCUUCCAGCUUCCUUCUCUCCAUCUUCCUCUUCUUCUUCUUCACCUUUGUGUCACAUCUCCAAAUCCCUGACUUUCUCAUCUCUUUACUGUAAUUCAAUCCUCAGACCAGAUCGCUUGGGCCUUGUCAAGACCUUCGCUUCUCCUCCCUCCGCUCUACACAUGGACGCUCCCACCUCAGAUCAUCAGCUCUCCUCUCAUAACGGUUCAGCGUUGCCGGAAUUGCUGACAGAGUAUAUGGUGGAUAUGAAGUGUGAUGGUUGUGUUAAUGCUGUCAAGAAUAAGUUACAGACUGUUGAUGGAGUUAGGAAUGUUGAAGUUGAUUUGAGCAAUCAGGUAGUUAGAAUUCUUGGGUCUUCACCUGUGAAGGUCAUGACUGAAGCUUUGGAGCAGACGGGUCGAAAAGCACGAUUAAUUGGCCAAGGGGUUCCUGAAGAUUUCUUAGUCUCUGCUGCUGUGGCCGAGUUCAAAGGUCCAAAUAUUUUUGGUGUGGUUCGUUUGGCUCAAGUGAAUAUGGAAUUGGCUAGGAUUGAGGCUAGCUUUAGUGGUUUGUCUCCUGAAAAACAUGGUUGGUCGAUAAAUGAAUUUGGUGAUCUGACCAAAGGGCCGUCAAGCACUGGGAAAGUGUUCAAUCCAACAAACCAUGUAACUGAGAAAGAGCCACUUGGCGACUUGGGAACAUUAGAUGUGGAUGAGAAAGGAGAAGCCUUCUAUUCUGACAUUAAAGAAAAGCUUAGAGUUGCUGAUCUCAUUGGGCGAUCCAUUGUGGUGUAUGGAACUGAAGAUAAAUCAGAUCCAGGUCUCACAGCUGCAGUGAUAGCUAGAAGUGCAGGAGUUGGUGAGAACUACAAAAAGCUCUGCACAUGUGAUGGCACUACUAUUUGGGAAGCGACCGACAAAGAUUUUGUCACCAGCAAGGUUUGAUGAUUAUAUAACCACUGUAUGCAUCCUUCUAACUACGAGUAUGUGUUGCUACUUGUAUACCCAUUGUAAUAAAGUUUGUAGUUCUAUACAAUCUUGUACUUGAAAAACUACUAGUUUAAUGUAAAAAAAACUCAGACAGAGCUCUAUCUAAUAACACAAGUUCACCUCUGAAUUUUGCUUUCAGUUGGAAGUUGGAA